This is a messenger RNA of Kwoniella shivajii, 681 nucleotides long. RefSeq names its product H/ACA ribonucleoprotein complex subunit 1. Bases 1 to 681 code for a protein of 226 amino acids. Gene Ontology annotation, biological process: snoRNA guided rRNA pseudouridine synthesis; ribosome biogenesis. Gene Ontology annotation, molecular function: box H/ACA snoRNA binding. The record is from RefSeq and is a predicted model, not a curated record. The transcript is spliced from 4 exons. Gene Ontology annotation, cellular component: box H/ACA snoRNP complex. NCBI's taxonomy places the organism in Eukaryota, Fungi, Basidiomycota, Tremellomycetes, Tremellales, Cryptococcaceae.
AUGAGUGGAAGAGGCGGAUUUUCAAGAGGCGGUGGUGGUGGUGAUAGAGGUGGGAGAGGUGGAUUUGGCGGUCGAGGCGGAGGAAGAGGUGGUGGCAGAGGUGGAUUUGGUCAAAGGGAUUUCGGACCUCCUGAGAGUGUACAAGAAAUUGGUUCAUUCCUUCAUCCAGUCGAAUCAGAAAUGUUAUGUUCAUUAGUAACGCCAACCAAAAUACCUUAUUUCAACGCACCCAUCUAUCUGUCAAACAAGACGCAAAUUGGUAAAGUCGAUGAAAUCUUGGGUCCAAUCAACGAAGUUUAUUUCACAGUUAAAAUGGAUCAAGGAAUGUUGGCAAGUUCAUUUAAAAAAGAAGAUAAAGUAUUCAUCUCAGGUGAAAAAUUAUUACCCAUCGAGAGGUUUUUACCAAAGCCUAAAACUGCAGGUGGGAAAGAACGAGGCGGCGCUCGUGGUGGUGGUCGAGGCGGAGCUAGAGGAGGACGAGGUGGGCCCCCCGGUCGAGGUGGUCGAGGUGGAUUCUCAGCCAGGGGAGGUGCGGGUGGUAGAGGUGGAUUCAGUGGUGGUAGAGGUGGUCCAGGUGGUUCAAGAGGUUCAUUCGGAGGUGGUGGUGGUAGAGGCGCACCAAGAGGUGGAAGAGGCGGUUUCGGUGGUGCUGGUGGCGGUGGAAGAGGUAGAGGGUAUUGA